This is a messenger RNA of Sesamum indicum (sesame), 3812 nucleotides long. It is a transcript of the gene EMB25, whose product is annotated as DEAD/DEAH box helicase. Gene Ontology annotation, cellular component: Ski complex. Gene Ontology annotation, molecular function: nucleic acid binding; ATP binding. NCBI's taxonomy places the organism in Eukaryota, Viridiplantae, Streptophyta, Magnoliopsida, Lamiales, Pedaliaceae. The record is from RefSeq and is a predicted model, not a curated record. Gene Ontology annotation, biological process: nuclear-transcribed mRNA catabolic process, 3'-5' exonucleolytic nonsense-mediated decay.
ACUGGCGAGAAUUAUCUGUAGAGAGAGCAAAGUAUCUAAGUUGAACAGUAGAAAGAAGAAGUGCUGCUCAAAUCCUCUCCCGCCAUGACUGCCUUCUCUGUUCUCUCCUCUCUUUCUUACUCUCCUUUCACAGUACACAGCACCGACAAACUCUCGCCGCUUCCUCUGCUCAAACCAUUUCUCCGAUUCCAGUUCUUCCACGCCAGGAACCACUCUCACUUCGCAGCUGCCUACAAGUUUCCAAACUCAAUUUUCCCUAUUGAAUCGUCUUCUCAACUCUCCGAAGAUGAAAACGAAGCGGAAUCUGAUGAGGAAGACGAUGAGGAUGAUGUCGCGGCGGAAGAGUACGGCGCUGUUUCAGGUGAAAUCGGUGGAGACAGUGAAGGAGAGGAGGAGGAGGAGGAAGACGAUGACGGCGUUUCGGAGGACAGUGACGGUAUUGGUGAGAAGUUUGGUGUUAGUGGCAAUGAUUCGAGAUUUGAGGAGUUGAAGUGGCAGAGAGUGGAGAGGAUUAGGAAUGAAGUGCGGGAGUUUGGUGAGGAGAUCAUUGAUGUCGAGGAGCUGGCCUCCAUUUACAACUUCAGAAUUGAUAAAUUUCAGCGACUGGCUAUUCAAGCAUUUUUGCGAGGUUCUUCAGUUGUAGUUUCUGCACCAACUAGUAGUGGCAAAACUUUGAUUGCUGAAUCUGCAGCAGUCGCCACUGUAGCCCGUGGAAGGAGAUUGUUUUACACUACUCCUCUCAAAGCUUUGUCGAAUCAGAAAUUUCGCGAUUUCCGUGAGACAUUUGGUGAUAGUAAUGUUGGGCUUCUUACUGGAGAUUCUGCAGUUAAUAAAGAUGCUCAAAUUUUGAUAAUGACCACAGAGAUUUUGCGCAACAUGCUGUAUCAAAGUGUUGGAAUGGCUUCCUCUGAAAGUGCACUUGCCCAUGUGGACGUGAUUAUUUUGGAUGAAGUACAUUACUUGAGUGACAUAUCUCGGGGUACAGUUUGGGAGGAGAUUGUAAUUUAUUGUCCUAAAGAAGUGCAACUUAUCUGUCUGUCAGCAACUGUUGCAAACCCAGAUGAGUUGGCAGGUUGGAUUGGCCAGAUUCACGGGAAAACUGAGUUAGUAACAUCAUCAAAGCGUCCAGUUCCAUUGACUUGGCACUUUUCGACAAAGACAGCACUAUUACCACUUCUUGAUGAGAAAGGCACUGGCAUGAACAGGAAGCUAUCUCUCAACCAGUUACAACUUGAUUCAUCAGGAACUAGUCCUUACAAGGAUGAGGGGUCUAGAAGAAGAAAAUCAAGAAAACAUCAGCUUGACGUGCCUACACUUUCAAGGAAUGACAUGAACUCUAUUCGUCGUUCACAAGUCCCUCAAGUUAUAGAUACAUUGUGGCAUCUGAAAGGAAGAGAUAUGCUUCCAGCAGUAUGGUUCAUCUUUAGCAGAAAAGGUUGUGAUGCGGCUGUUAAGUAUCUUGAAGAGUGCCAGCUAUUGGAUGACUGCGAGAUAACUGAAGUAGAGCUGGCGCUAAAGAGGUUUCGCAUUCAAUAUCCUGAUGCUGUAAGGGAGUCCUCUGCAAAAGGCCUCCUUCGAGGUGUUGCUGCACACCAUGCUGGUUGUCUUCCCCUUUGGAAGUCAUUUAUUGAAGAACUUUUUCAAAGGGGGCUUGUGAAGGUUGUUUUUGCCACGGAAACUCUUGCUGCUGGAAUCAACAUGCCUGCAAGAACAGCUGUUAUUUCAUCUCUAAGCAAAAGGACUGAAACUGGCCGUACUCUUUUGAAUUCAAAUGAACUGCUCCAAAUGGCAGGACGUGCUGGCCGUAGAGGCAUUGAUGAAAGGGGUCAUGUUGUUCUUGUUCAGACUCCAUACGAAGGGGCUGAAGAAUGCUGCAAAGUUCUCUUUUCUGGACUUGAACCUCUAGUGUCACAGUUUACAGCUUCAUAUGGGAUGGUGCUUAAUCUACUUGCAGGGGCAAAAGUUACAAGUAGCUCAUCCGCAUCAGAUGACUCAAAUGUCUCACGCUCUGGACGGACACUCGAAGAAGCAAGGAAGUUGGUUGAGCAAAGUUUUGGAAAUUAUGUAGGGAGCAAUGUCAUGCUUGCUGCAAAAGAGGAACUUGCUAGAAUACAAAAUGAAAUACAAAUACUGGCUUCAGAAAUUACUGAUGAAGCUAUUGAUAAGAAGAGCAGGAAGCUUUUGUCGCAAUCAGCUUACAAGGAGAUUGCUGAUCUUCAGGAAGAACUAAGGGCAGAAAAACGGGUUCGGACUGAACUUCGGAGAAGGAUGGAACUUGAGAGAAUUUUUUCUUUAAAGCCUUUACUCGAGGAGCUUGGAAAUGGGCAUUUACCUUUUAUGUGCCUGCAGCAUACUGGUUGGGGAAGGUUGAUUCUUUGAACUCUUCAAAAGUAAAAAAUACGGUUCAUGAAUCUGAUUCUUUUGCACUAAAUGAUGACAUUUUUUCAAGCGAUGCUAAGUCUGGACAUGCCGUUGAGCCAUCUUACCAUGUAGCUCUCGGUUCAGAUAACUCUUGGUACCUUUUCACAGAGAAGUGGAUAAAAACAGUCUACAAAACUGGGUUUCCCAAUGUUGCCUUGGCUCCGGGGGAUGCUUUGCCUCGUGAAAUAAUGACAAUUCUGCUUGACAAGGAAGAUGUGCAGUGGCAAAAGGUUGCGGAAUCAGAACUUGGUGGUCUUUGGUCCAUGGAAGGAUCUCUUGAAACGUGGUCUUGGAGUCUAAAUGUGCCAGUGUUGAGUAGUCUUUCUAAAGAUGAUGAGGUUUUGGAGUUCUCUGAAACAUAUCAAAAUGUUGUGGAAUGCUACAAGGACCAAAGAAACAAGGUUUCACGUCUGAAGAAAAAGAUAGCACGUACAGAAGGCUUCAGAGAAUAUAAGAAGAUUAUAGAUGUUGCUAAGUUUACUGAAGAGAAGAUAAGGAGAUUGAAGACUAGAUCACGACGUUUGAUCACUCGUAUUGAGCAGAUUGAACCAUCUGGCUGGAAGGAGUUUCUGCAGAUCAGCAAUGUCAUACGUGAAGUUAGGGCAUUGGAUAUCAACUCCCAUGUUAUAUUUCCCCUGGGUGAAACUGCUGCUGCAAUUCGAGGAGAGAACGAACUCUGGCUAGCAAUGGUUCUUCGAAAUAAAAUUCUCUUUAAUUUGAAACCUGCACAGCUUGCUGCUGUUUGUGGAAGUCUAGUUUCUGAAGGAAUUAAAGUUCGGCCGUGGAAAAAUAAUAGCUAUAUAUAUGAAGCCUCCACUACUGUUAUGAAUACGAUAGCCUUUUUGGAGGAACAAAGGAGCUCACUUUUACAACUCCAGGAAAAACAUGGGGUGAAGAUCCCGUGCUGCUUGGAUAGCCAAUUCUCAGGCAUGGUUGAAGCCUGGGCUUCUGGUCUAACUUGGAGAGAGAUUAUGAUGGAUUGUGCCAUGGAUGAAGGAGAUUUAGCUCGUCUUUUACGACGAACAAUUGACCUAUUAGCACAGGUACCUAAACUGCCUGAUAUUGACCCACUGCUGCAGAGCAAUGCAGUGAAAGCAUCCAGCGUCAUGGACCGACCACCCAUAAGUGAGUUAGUAGGAUGAAAGUUUUACCUCCAAACGAUUGCCGAAUCCACUGGUAUUAACUUCCAAAUUCUUAUAUACCGUAAGGUAUACAAUAUUUUUUGUUCUCUUCUGAUAAGAGAACUAGUUUUAUUUAUUCAAAGCAAUGUAAGUAAGAUACCAAUAUUUGUAUAGCAGAUAAAGGAAUAUCAUUGUUUCCAAAGUGAAGCUAAUCAUCUGGGCUACAUCAUGUAAUUUAAUGAUAACAUUUAUCGAUUACAAUUUUGGUUA